Messenger RNA from Branchiostoma floridae (Florida lancelet), 2588 nucleotides. RefSeq lists its product as uncharacterized. NCBI's taxonomy places the organism in Eukaryota, Metazoa, Chordata, Leptocardii, Amphioxiformes, Branchiostomatidae. The transcript is spliced from 2 exons. Bases 115 to 1059 code for a protein of 314 amino acids. The record is from RefSeq and is a predicted model, not a curated record.
ACCGCCGCUAGCGACGUCCCCGGCUUCAGGCAGUUACUCCGCACCAUUGCCGUCUGCAAGACCUUACAGCACAUCGACCUUCCACUUUUCCCUGUGGCCUGCGAUUUGCAAUCAAUGUCGACUGUUCUACACGCCAACCAUUCCGUCUCCAGCAUAGACCUGGAUAUUCCUCUCCGGUGCAAGUCCAUGCCCGUCCACGAGAUCAACAUGGCAGUGUCGAGGAUCCUGUCCAGUGACAGUCUCAGGAAAGUCCGGCUUAGCAUGUUCGGCUCCUCUCGUCAGAAGCACGACCGCCCGCCGAGUUUCUCCGAAGAUGACCUUCGUACUCUCAAGUUGGGCGCCUUUCUGUCGUCCCUCUCUCUCACCGGGAAUACUUCCGCCGCCCUUUUCUUGCAUCUCAUUUCAGUCGAUGUUGGGAAACACAAGAAUCUCGCUGCCUUGAGUCUUAACAUCAGCGAGUCUGAGAAAGACCCGCUUUGCUCAAGCCUUCUCUCGUCUUCGCUGGAAACCAUCUUCAAACAAAGGGGCACGGUUAACAAACUCCUGUUGAGCUAUGGAUCAGCCUCCCUCGUUGUUCCUACGAUUCUGCGCACGACUGCCAUCAAGUACUUGAUUCUCGACGUCUCCAAAUUUCCGGAUCAGGACCUUUGUGACGUCAUAUCCGCGUUGAACCGGUCCAAGUCUAUGGAAUUCGUGGUGCUCUUCAGUGAGGUGGCGGCCUCUCAGGUUUAUGCUAAUGCAGGGAAACUGUUACAAAAGGGACCCAUUAAGGCUGUCGGACUGCUGUCCAGAUUCCCCCACUCCUGUCAGUCACCCUCUCACAAACCUGGCGUCAAACGGAUGACUCUCAUUGCGAGUGACCAGUACGUCCCGACAAGCACCAAGGGAGCGAAAAUGCUGCAGAUUGCAUUUGAGGAGUGGUUUGAUGAGGUAACCCGUGCGGACAUGAUGGCCCAGGGUGACGUCAUCACGGCUGCUCUGGACACGUUAAAGUUCCAGACCUGUCCCAAACUGGCCUCCAUUGGAUGGAACCAUUUCGAGGUUUGGUACAAAGCGUAAUAAAAAAAGAGUUAAGCAUUGUACCAUUCAGGAUCAUUCGAGUGAAUAUUUUCCUGACGAUGUAAGAAGGAUCACGGUUCUAAGAACGCAUGCGCAGCGAUAGAAUUUUUGGUAAGGUUAAUGUCAAAGCCUGAGGGCCCCUGUGACAUGAAUAAUUCACGUCCUACGUUACGCAAAUCGAACGACGGAGUCUGGACAUGUACAAAACAAGAACUGUUUACAAUAUAGGGCAUUCAACUUUGACAUAUGACCCAUAAUACGUGUUGCUGCACAUGCGUACCGAGAGCCAUGAACUAGUAUGUAUGACAGUUGUCAGUAGGACAAAAAUACCUGCUGUAGAUAUGGAAAUGUACAUGGUCAUGAGUGUUGUGAUAUCAAUCUGAGCGUAGACUUAAGGAAACUGUAGUAUUUAUAAAAAGACAGAGAGUUCAAUCGUAUGUCUCUAGAUUUCCGCAUACAUGGAGCCUAGCCUAUUUGUACGGCUCUCAAGAAUGUAGUUUGUACAUUUCAUUCCUUUUUUUCGAUAUCGACAAGAACUCACAUUAGCAACAUGGGCUGGAUUCUUUUAAAAUUCUGUAGAUUCUUUCAAAUUUGUCUUUUCCGUAUAUCAAUUUGUUUUAUGUAACAAAGUAUGUAGUUUUCAAAUGUGACCUACGCAUUUGUCAAUCACUUCAAUCAAUUUCUUUUCUAAUAUUCUAUUGACGUUGAUUUAAACAAAAUUAUAGCUAUUGACCGUUUCUAACUGAGAAUUGUGUAAUAGGGUGUCAUAGACAUGGAAAUGUAUUGUAUGGAAAUGAGUAUAUACAACUGUCCUAGAUUCACGGGUAUAAUGACAUUCACACGUGUUGACUGAUCGAGAAAAAACAGCGAUAGGAAGAUACUUAUCGCCAGAGCCAGAGCAUCGCGAUCUCAUACCUCAUUAAUUAAAAUCACCGUAAAUGUCUAUAGAUUAGGAUGUAUGUGAUGACAUAUCACGUGUUUCUGCAUAGAACUACAUUGUACUAGGAUGGGUGUGCUCUGUGUUUUAGGAACUCGGUGAUGAGAUGUUUCAGGACAAACAUUAUGGCUGGUCAAAUUCUUGGAUGUUGGAAAUGUAACUCGACACGAAGUUCAAUCAUUGCUGCACGUGUGAUAAUUGUGAUUUUGUGGUGCCACAAUCGGAUCGUAUAUUGCUGCAGUACAGCUCUACUUCUUCUACCUUUUAUGAUGUCGUUCAAGACACCGCCAACACUGCAACUGUACAGCUAGCAGGUAAUGCGUGGUGCAAUCACUUGGUUAAAUAACUGAGCGUGAUCAUUGUAGGCUGAGUCUUUUAUAUCGUCUUGUAAUUUACGAAAUACAGGAUAUGAAAUUGUACUAAGCGCCUUAUUUUGAAAAGCCCGUAUAGAAACGAAUUUCAGAUAUUUGUAAAAUAAAUUUAGAUACAUGCAGCGAUGGUAAACACAUAUCUUGUAAGUGUUUAGGUACGUUUACGACAUGCCUGUGUACGUUUGCUAUUGGUUGUGGAUAAGCAGUAGUGUGUAUAAUAG